Molecule: messenger RNA, 1266 nt
Organism: Carassius auratus (goldfish)
Lineage: Eukaryota; Metazoa; Chordata; Actinopteri; Cypriniformes; Cyprinidae
Product: scavenger receptor cysteine-rich type 1 protein M130-like
Exons: 8
Coding region: 1-1266 (421 amino acids)
Cellular component (GO): membrane
Source: RefSeq, a predicted model, not a curated record
AUGAAAACAGUGAGAUUGGUAGGUGCUAACAGUGGCUGUGCUGGUCGAGUGGAGGUUCUUCAUGAUGGAGUCCGGCUGGUUGGAGGAUCUCGCUGUUCUGGCAGAGUAGAAGUGCCUCAUGAUCAGACGUGGAUGUCAGUGUGUGACGCUGUCUUUGACCAGCAGGAUGCAGAGGUUGUGUGUAGAGAGCUGGACUGUGGGGCUCCUGUACAGGUGCUGGGAGCAGCUGCUUUUGACAAAGGAGAUGCUCAGAUGUGGACACAAGAGAUCCAGUGCAGAGGAAAUGAAUCCUAUAUAUCUUUGUGUCCAACAUCAUCUUCUCUCAAACCAAAUUGCACGCAUGAGAAUGCCAUUGGACUGUUAUGUUCUGGUUACACUGAUCUCAGAAUGGUAAACGGUCCUGACGUCUGUUCUGGUCGAAUCGAACGUCAGUACUCCAGUAAAUGGGGCACAGUGUGUGAUGCAUGCUGGGAUAUGAGAGCUGCCAGUGUCCUCUGUAGACAGCUGAAUUGUGGGAUUGCUGUGACUGUCGUGGGAUCAGACUGGUUUGGAGAGGGAAGUGGUGAACUGGUGGGUUCUGGGGGAGACUGUGCAGGGAGGCUGGAGGUUUUUCACAGCGGCUCAUGGGGAACAGUGUGUGAUGACUCCUGGGAUAUUAAAGAUGCUCAUGUGGUGUGCAGACAACUGCAGUGUGGAGUGGCCCUCAGUAACCAGCCGGUACCAGCCUGGUUUGGUCCUGGUUCUGGACACAUAUGGAUGGAUGAGGUGGAGUGUGAGGGGAAUGAGACGUCCCUGUGGAGCUGCUCUUCUCCAGGCUGGGGAAAACAUGACUGUCAACACAAGGAGGAUGUAGGAGUCGUGUGCUCAGAGUUUAAAGAGAUCAGGUUAAGUAAGGGCUGUGAAGGGAAUCUGGAGGUUUUCUACAAUGGAUCCUGGGGUAAUGUGUGCUGGAACCAGAUGGACAGAGACACAGUGAGUCUGAUCUGUCAAGAGCUGAACUGUGGAAGAUCUGGUGUUUUGUCUGAGUCUGCAGCAAGAGUGGAAUCAGCUCCUAACUGGCUGGAUAAAGUUACAUGUCGACCAUAUGAUUUAACUUUAUGGCAAUGUCCAUCUUCACCCUGGGGACAGAAUUACUGUGGUGAAGAUGAAGUCGCCAAAAUCACCUGUUCAGAGGAGGAAACUAGUGAUUCGCCUCAGAGUCGUCAGACAUGUUUUACCUCACCGUCUCCUUACCAGAGACAGUGUGCAAAAAAUAAUCAGUUUUAA